ACAUACAUACAGUUAGUGAUAGUGAAAGUGAAAGUGAUACAUCACUGACUGAUCUCACUAAAUCUUAUACAAAUCUUAUGUUACCCAUAUAGUCUAACAGACACAUACACAUACACACACUCAGACACAACGAUGAUAGUACGACCUUCCAAGUCGGCUCUACGAUCCUCAUCGAAUCAUAUCAGACAUUUUAGUCGAAAUACCCCUAAACUCCAACAACUACAACCACCACCACCAGAACCCCCCCGAAUCAACCAAUUGGGUAUCCAGUACUUAUCAGAAGCACUCCAUAAAAAAGUAUUCACUUCCACCUCCACCACCGACUAUUUACAUCCCCAAUAUCCUGCCCUCCUCAGACUUGCCAAAUAUCAUCUUGAACAAAAUCAAUUAUUGAAUAAGAAAACAGUCAUCACUAAUCCCAUUAAUAUCGACAAUUUCCCUGAUUUGGUCGGUAAAAAUACUCUUGAUGAACAUUUCUUUAAAAUAGGCAUGGAAGAUGCUGAACCAUAUCUUUCAAUGAGUAAUAAUUUUACUAAACCUAAAUCUAAAUUACCUCCUAUACCCAAACAAUGGUUAUUCCAAGCCGGUUGGACUCGAUAUAAACGAGGUAAAAAACCGGAAUCAGUUCCUUAUCCAUUAGAAGAUGAAUUAGUAUUCGAUGUGGAAGUUUUAUAUAAAAAAUCACAAUAUUCAGUCCUUGCCACUUGUGCAUCUGUUGAUGCUUGGUAUGGUUGGGUAUCACCAUUUCUUAUAAAUUAUUCUCAAGAUCAAUCAUAUAAUAAUUGGAAUCAUUUAAUUCCUAUGAAUUGUAUGGACACUCCUAAACUUAUAGUUGGUUAUAAUGUAAGUUAUGAUCGAGCCAGAAUUCUUGAAGAAUAUAAUAUAAAUCAAUCAAAGGCAUUUUAUUUAGAUGCUAUGGCUCUUCAUGUUUCUAUUAGUGGGAUUUGUUCUCAACAACGUCCUAAAUGGAUGAAAUAUAAAAAGAUGAAAGAAAGUACUGAUAAUGAAAUUGAUGAAGAAAAUUCUCCAGGUGCAACUCUAGAUGAUCAAGAUCGUGAUAGUUUAGUUAAAGAACUUGAAUCGGAACUUUCCGAUGAUCCUUGGUUAAAUAAAGGAGCUGCUAAUUCAUUAGCUAAUGUCUAUGAAUUCCAUUGUGGAGAGAAAUUAGAUAAAUCGGAUCGAGAAUAUUUUAGUUCAGAGGAUCCUAUGGAGAUUAUAAAUAAAUUUCAAGAAUUAAUGACUUAUUGUGCUGGAGAUGUAGCAUCAACUUUUACAUUAACCAAGAAAUUAUUUCCGGAAUUUCGAGAAAAGAUUCCCCAUCCGGUAUCCUUUGCGGCUUUAAAACAUUUAGGGACUUUAGUAUUACCUACUACAAAGGAUUGGAAUAAAUAUAUUGAAACGGCUGAAAGUAUUUAUCAAGAAAACCGUAGUCAAGUUAUAAAGAAUCUUGAAGAAAGAGCCAUUGAAUUAAUUCGAUAUAUUGAAGAGAAAGAUGAUUCAUUAAUCCCUAAUUAUCAGGAAGAUCCAUGGUUAUGUCAAUUAAAUUGGACUAUUAAACAACCUCGAUUAAAGCAAGAUGGUCAACCAGUAGCCAAUCAACCAUAUAUGAUUGGAUAUCCUGAAUGGUAUCGAGAUUUAUUUCGAGUAGCCAUAAAGGGAGAAAAGAAGAUGAAUUUAACUAUUAGAUCAAGAUUAACUCCCAUAUUAUUACGAUUAAAAUGGGAAGGUUAUCCAUUAUUUUGGACAGAUAUUCAUGGUUGGUGUUUUCAAGUUCCAUUUAAUGAACGAGUCAUUGAUCAAUUAAAGAGUAAGAAUUAUAUAGAAUUACCUCGAGGAGAUUUACUUGAUUAUGAAGAUAUUUUAAAAUCCGACGUAUUAUUUAAAGUUCCUCAUCCUGAUGGAGCUGGGAAAAGAUGUACUAUAAUUAUGUCUAAGAGUUAUUCACGAUAUUUCAGUGAUGGGACUUUAACUUCCGAAUAUAAUUAUGCUUCUCAGAUCUUGUCAUUAAAUUCAGAAGCAUCUUAUUGGAUGGGUAAUCGAAAGAGAAUCAUGGAUCAAUUUGUAGUAUUUAAUGAUCCUGAUUUAGAAGCCAAUCAAUUCUUUGAGAAUAAACAAUUGGCUAAUCAACAUAAAGAUAUGGGAAUUAUAUUACCUAAAUUAUGUCCUAUGGGUACCGUUACUAGAAGAGCUACUGAAAAUACUUGGUUAACUGCAUCUAAUGCUAAGAAAAAUCGGAUUGGUUCUGAAUUAAAAUCUCUAAUCAAGGCUCCUCAAGGUUAUUGCUUUGUAGGAGCCGAUGUAGAUUCUGAAGAAUUAUGGAUUGCUUCAUUAGUUGGAGAUUCCAUGUUUAAAAUUCAUGGAGGUACAGCAUUAGGAUGGAUGACCUUAGAAGGAGAUAAGAAUGAAAAGACGGAUUUACAUUCUAAAACUUCGGAAAUUUUAGGAAUCUCUCGAGGUGAUGCCAAAGUAUUUAAUUAUGGAAGAAUUUAUGGAGCCGGAGUUAAAUUUGCAACUCAAUUACUUAAACAAUUUAAUCCCAAAUUGUCUGAUGAUGAAUCCGGUGAAAUUGCUCGAGAAUUAUAUGCUCGAACUAAAGGUCAAAUAUCUCAUUCUGCUGCUUUAAAGGGUAAAAUAUAUUAUGGAGGUUCUGAAUCAAUUAUGUUUAAUGCUUUAGAAGCCAUUGCCUAUCAAUCUAAUCCCAAAACUCCCGUCUUAGGAGCCUCUAUUACGGAUGCAUUAACAGCUAAGAAUCUUAAUAAGAAUUCUUAUUUAACGUCUCGAACCAAUUGGACAAUUCAAAGUUCGGGGGUAGAUUAUUUACACUUGUUAAUUGUUUCAAUGUCUUAUCUUGUAAAGAAGUAUAAAGUCAAUGCUCGAUUAGCGCUAACAGUUCAUGAUGAAUUAAGAUAUUUGGUAAGGGAAGAGGAUAAAUAUAAAGCAGCAUUAUUAUUACAAAUCAGUAAUGUCUGGACAAGAGCCAUGUUCUGUGAACAAUUGGGUAUUAAAGAAGUUCCUCAAUCAGCAGCGUUUUUCUCAGAAGUUGAUAUUGAUCAUGUAUUAAGAAAAGAAGUAGGAAUGGAUUGUGUAACUCCUUCUAAUCCUGUAGCUAUUCCUCCGGGGGAAUCACUUACCAUAUUAAAGUUGUUAGACAAAACAGGCCAUGGAAAUGUAUUAAGUAGUAGUACCACAGAUGGUAAUGGUAAUGGUAAUUUAUCAUCUCACAGUAUAAAUUAUGUAUACCGUGAACCAUUCAUUACUCAACUCGAUAAUGAUCUUAAUAUGCCGACUAAAAUCGCCAAAGUGAAAGUCCAAGUAUCGGCCAAUAAACAGGAAUGGUCAGCAAACAUUGCUGAAUUUAAACGAAUUAAACGAGAAUCGUAUAUCUCAGAAGCGUUUACUCAAGUGAGAAGUUCAAGAAAACGGUUAAUGGAGAUUGAAUCCAAUAUUGUUAAGGGUUCAGAACCAAAGCCAAAGCCAAAGCCAAAGAAGAGAUCUACAAAGUCUAAGUCUACCGAUGAAUCUGCAUCAACAACAACAAUAACCAAAAGAAGAAAGACCACCAAGGAGUUUGGUAUCGAUACCAUAAGUAGUGAAUCUCCAGUCAAAGUGAAACGGUUCAGUAAUGAAGGAUCAGUAAUUACAUUACCCAAACGGAAACUAGUGUCAAAGACUUCUGGUAAAAGCAACACUAAAGAAAAUCAAGAGUCAAGUACAGUAUUGAUUGAUGAUAAAAGUUCAAAUCAUAAAGAGUCGACCGCUAAAAAGCAGAGUAAAAAACCAGCCGGAAAACUAAAGGUUAAGGCUGGAUCUACCAGUGGUAUUCCCAUAGAGAAAUCUUCAGGAAUUACCACCACCAAUGCUUCGACUACUUACCCCAAAGAGAAGGAACCACAACCACAACAUCGACUAUCUCCGGAAUCAGUUCGACGAAGUGGUACCAGUAAUAGCCAUAGCCAUAGCAAUCACAAAUUCAAUGUAAAGGUUCCUCUGAAUUUGGGAGUAAUGUUGAAUAAAGGUCGACCACAACUUGGGAGUCCACUGCCAACUAGGCAGAAAUCCCAUGUAAAUAGGAAUGAAAUGAAUUCGUCUAAUUUCUUUCGACGACAACAACGAGCGGUUAAUGUAUUUUAAGCUAUGAGAAAUGAAAAUUAUUCUAACUAUUACAAAUUAGAAGGUAUAGCUAAUAUUAUUAAACCAUCGUUUGUUAAUUACUAUCCCUCCAUAUCAUUCACUAAUCAUCAUCAUUAUCAUCAAAAUGAAAGAACUACUUUUGUUGCUUUUCUUAUACCUGCUUUAUUCCAUUGACUGUUCUGUUUUACCGAUAUUUCCGUUUCAUUACGUUUUGUUACCAACAUCAACUAUAUUUACCAUUUGGGCUAUUAUUCUUAAUAAGCUAGCAAUUUAUAAUUGAUUUUAAUAAGGGCGACUCGUCCAGAGUCUUUACAUUGUAAUUAUUAUAAUUACUAUAAUUAUCAUCAUUGAUAUGUUUUCUUCUUUUCUUACUAUUCAGCCAUGUCAGUUGAAUCUUUCUAGUGCCCUAAGAUUAUUUUAAAAUCAUUAAUUUACUACUUGCUGCUUUUUUUUAUA
This is a messenger RNA of Scheffersomyces amazonensis, 4587 nucleotides long. Its product is annotated as DNA-directed DNA polymerase gamma. The transcript has a single exon. Gene Ontology annotation, molecular function: DNA-directed DNA polymerase activity; DNA binding; 3'-5' exonuclease activity. Gene Ontology annotation, biological process: mitochondrial DNA replication. Bases 133 to 4131 code for a protein of 1332 amino acids. Lineage: Eukaryota; Fungi; Ascomycota; Pichiomycetes; Serinales; Debaryomycetaceae. Gene Ontology annotation, cellular component: gamma DNA polymerase complex; mitochondrion. The record is from RefSeq and is a predicted model, not a curated record.